AUGCUCACUGAUAGUUGGAAAGAUCUCGCUGCUAAAGCUCGAUCCACUUUUCAAGCCUCGUUGGAAAAAGCGAUUGAGCUAGCAGGAUUUGAUGAUGAAUUAACGCAAAAAUAUGGCAACUUGCCUUCUUCAAUUGGGAAAGAUACUGAAGACUUUGGGUUGCCAGCCCAGUAUCCGUUGCAAGAGUAUAUAAAAACAUUGCCCAAAGAAGUUUUGAACAUCACCGAGAAGGACCCUGUUGAAUUAUUGAAGGAUCUUCAAAGUAGAAAAGUCACUUGUGUCGAAGUGUUAAAAGCCUAUACCACUGCUGCCGUAGUUGCCUCAAGGUUGACCAACUGUGUACAGGAGUUUUUACCAAUAGAAGCUCUUGAAUAUGCUCAACAGUUGGACGCGGCGUACGAAACCAAGAAACACCUCCCAUUAUAUGGCUUACCCUUUUCAAUCAAAGAGAUGAUUCCAUUUGUCGGUAGAUCAGUGACGCACGGAUCCUUGUGCUACCUUGACAGAGUUGUUGAUUACAAUGCUGAUAUCGUCGACAUUUUGAUAUCUAAUGGAGCAUAUCCGUUUGUUAGAACAACCAACCCGCAAUCAUUGAUGAUGCUUGAAUGCGUUUCCUUUGCUCAUGGCCGCACAGUGAAUUCUCACAAUGGCAACCUCACUUGCGGGGGGUCUUCAGGAGGAGAAGGAGCUUUGAAUGGAUUGAGAGCAAGCCCCUUUGGGUUGGGCAGUGAUAUUGGUGGCAGUAUUAGAUGUCCAGCUGCUUUUAAUGGAAUAUAUGGUUUGAGAUCGACCUUGGGUAGGAUCCCCACUGCAGAUUACUUUUCGUGCAAUAUGGGGUCCGAGUCCAUUCUUUCUGUGACGGGGCCGUUGUCGCGCUCGUUAAGCACAGUGGAUUUGGUGAUGAAGACGGUCAUCGACGCAAAGCCAUGGUUGGUUGAUCCCACAUUGGUUCCUUUGGAGUGGAAGAAGCCAGUGCAAAAAAAGUAUCGUGUCGGUAUUCUUUGGUCUGACAAUAUUGUCAAUCCAUCUCCUCCUAUCAAGAGGGCCUUAACGAUGGUGAGUGAAAAGUUGAGUGGUUUAGAAAACUUUGAAGUUGUCUCGUUUGAGCCAUACAAGCCUGAAGAAGUUGCUAAGAUAUUGGGAAGGUUGUAUUUUGAGGAUGGCGCUAGAGACUUUCGCUCAACUUUGCAAACCGGUGAGCCACUUCUUGAGCAAACAAGGUGGGCAAUUGAGGAUGCAAAAGAUUUGGACAUGCAUGAACAGUGGUAUUGGAAUUUGCAGAAGCAAAGCUACAGAAAGAGGUUUUUAAAGCAUUGGCGUGGAUACACAGAUAAAGACGGAAACUUACUCGACGCCGUCAUUGCUCCUGUGUUCCCCAAUGUUGCAGCAAAGCACGAAACUACAAAGUAUUGGACGUAUACUUCUCAAUGGAACUUAUUGGACUACCCUGUGUUGGCAUUCCCCGUAACUGAAGUUGACGAGACACAGGACCAACCAUAUGCAAAUUACCAACCACUUAACGACUUGGACAAAUAUUUUUAUGAGCAAUAUGAUAGUCCAAGCUCGUUUCUCAAGGCUCCGGCAAACUUAUGUCUUGCUGGCUUGAGAUUCACUGACGAAAAGUUGGUGGAGUUGGCGCAAAUUUUGAAGGAUUGUGAUGGUGAUAGUGAUUAA
Molecule: messenger RNA, 1674 nt
Organism: Lodderomyces theae
Lineage: Eukaryota; Fungi; Ascomycota; Pichiomycetes; Serinales; Debaryomycetaceae
Exons: 1
Coding region: 1-1674 (557 amino acids)
Source: RefSeq, a predicted model, not a curated record